Messenger RNA from Verticillium nonalfalfae, 900 nucleotides. RefSeq lists its product as uncharacterized. The transcript is spliced from 3 exons. The coding region runs from base 1 to 900 and encodes 299 amino acids. The record is from RefSeq and is a predicted model, not a curated record. NCBI's taxonomy places the organism in Eukaryota, Fungi, Ascomycota, Sordariomycetes, Glomerellales, Plectosphaerellaceae.
AUGGCACAAGGCUGGCCAGGCCCCAGAUCUGUCUCAGGUACGACCUACUCGGCGAGACAGACUGAGGGAGGCACAAAGGACUACGUCUACAAUGUGCGCGACUAUGGCACCCUCCGACCGAAACUAGUGUACAACUGUAACCUUGUGCCUGCUCUUUGCAAGAAUGCCAGAAACUAUCUGGGAGGCGGAACAACGUCACAGUUCCACUUCGACGCCUUCCGUGUGCAGAAAAAGCGCGAUGCUGGUCGCAACGCAAAGAAGUCGCGUGUGGAUGCGCGUCGCGAUGAGAGCUGCCCUACCAGCUGGAUCAAUAACGGCAGGUGCCCUGAGGGUGAUCAGCCUGACUGGACCUGGAAGAGCGGUGGGCAGAUCAACCCAUUUGUGAAAGCACAGAUGCACGUCGAGGAUGGGGUUCAGCACAGAAACCGACUUGCCAAAGUGGAGGAAGUUCGAGUGGCCGAUACUAAUGAACCACUGGGUUACAGAGUCGAGACCCAGUCUACCCCAUACGGAGCCAUUCUGUCCUGCGAUGAGUUUCCAGCGGCAAGCUGGAUUGAAGGAGGCAACGGAGCCAGCACAUACUGUGCACCGAUCUCUGCGGGCUGCGCUGCCUCGGCGUCCACUGCAACAGAGCAGGACUGGCAAGGCGACGGCCACAACGCACUUGGCCGCUGGUUCACUGCCAUGGCACAGGGCAAAUUAACGCCCUUUUCGCCCAAGCCGGAUUACACGAUAUUCAAGUUUGACUAUCUGGCAGACAGCAACCAGGGCGCCACGGUCGGCGAUGCUGUAUGGGUCGAGGUCCGUGGGAAGAAGCGCUACUGCUUUGGGCCGAAGCCAUCAAGUGGAAGCGAUUGCCAGCCGACUUACCCCGAUGACCCGGCGCCUGUGAACCCCUGA